Molecule: messenger RNA, 1210 nt
Organism: Athene cunicularia (burrowing owl)
Lineage: Eukaryota; Metazoa; Chordata; Aves; Strigiformes; Strigidae
Product: probable G-protein coupled receptor 19
Biological process (GO): G protein-coupled receptor signaling pathway
Cellular component (GO): plasma membrane
Molecular function (GO): G protein-coupled receptor activity
Source: RefSeq, a predicted model, not a curated record
UCUGGUGACACUGGUGAAACUGCCCCUCAGCCUCUGGCUCUGAAAGGCGCAUUUCUCUUUCGGAGGACAGAAGCGCCUGUCCCAAAGUAGCCAGGCCAUUCAGAAAGGCCUGCCUGAAACUUCACGGCCUCUGCUCUAGCAGACAGUUUCUCCGUAAAUUGCAGACCAUUUCUCUCAAAUCUGCUGCUUGAAGCAGCACAUCCACCACUUGAAAUUAUCUUUCAUUGGUUAGGGUAGGCUUUUCAAACACGCUUGCUAAAUCACACAACCUUCUCUCUUCCCUCUUUCUGCAGCCUGAGCAAAAGAUGUGGCCAUGGUUGCCCACAGCAUGGGUAACAGCAUGCCUACCUUGCUGCUCCUGCUGCAGAACAAGAGCUACCCCAAACCCAACAUCCCUCCUGUUGCCUACAAGGGGAUGGGGUCCCCCGUGGCACCCAGCUCAACCAGGAACCACACUGCCUUGCAGCAUCACCUGAGGCCGUGGGAGAUUGCAGCAGCCAGCAUGCUUUGGGCAGCACUGUGGCUGGUUUAUCUUGGAAACUCCCUCCUUUGCUUAGUGAUCCACCACAGCAGGAGGACACAAUCCACCCCCAACCACUUUCUUGUCGCCAUGGCCUGCGCAGACCUUCUCCUCAGCGUCGCAAGCGUGCCCGUCAUGCUGCUCCACUUGGCCUACGGCAGGUGGGUACUGGGGAACGUCACCUGCAAGCUGGUAAGGUACGUGCAGUACCUUACCCCUGGAGUCCAGGUAAACAUGCUCCUCUGGAUCAGUGUUGAUUGCUUCUACACCGUCGUCUACCCCCCAACCUUCAAAGUCUUCAGGGAGAAAGCCAAGAAGAUGAUUCUGGCCUCUUGGCUCCUGGGCACAGGAUUUGCGGCACUGGAUUUCUUCUUCUAUGGCUCCAGCAGUGACCACCGCUGCCCCUUUUUCCCCCCAGGGUCUUGGCAAGGAGUUGCCUACAGUAUCACCCAGCUCCUGGUGGUCUUUCUGAUCCCAGCCAGCCUCAUUAUCCUCUUCUACCACCGGCUCAUCAUGUACAUCUGGAGAACAGGCUUUGACGGCAGGGCUGUCAGAAGGACAAGGAAUAUUGUCCCAAGAAGAAAGCUGAAAACCAUCAAGAUGCUCUUAGUGGUGAGCGUGGUGUUUCUCCUGUCCUGGCUCCCUUUCCAUGUGAGAAGUAAAGAGGAGGAAGAUGGCCUGGGCUGUUGA